CCAAAAUAAGAUUAAACGCACCGUUUCCUUUUUCUGAACUCCUUCUCUGCAAAAAAAAAUUCAAAGAAAAACGGAGUUGAUGAGCACAACCACCGGCACCGCCACCGCUAUCGGCGGCGAGGAAGAACAAAAACUGGUCCAAAGCAUAACUACAAUACUAACCAAACAAGAAAACCCACAUAAGCUUCAACCCUUCAUCCCACACCUCACUCUCCCAAUCAUCAUCUCAAUCCUCUCAUGGAAACCCCUUCACUCUAACCCCAAAACCCUAGUUUCCUUCUUCAAAUGGUUCCAAUCAAACGCACCAUCCCCUCUCUCCCUAAACCCUGAACCUCUCCUCACUCUCCUCCCUCCUCUCCUCUCCCGCCGCAAUUUCUGCGACGCCAAAUCCCUCCUCCUCAAUUUCAUCUCCUCCGACCACCCCCAACAUUCCCUUCACUCCCACCUCCUCCGCUCCAACAAAUCCAUCCCUAAACCCGUCCUCGACACUUCCCUCGCCGCUUACGUUCAAUCUAACCACCCUCACCUCGCUGUUCAGAUUUUCAACAAGAUGAAAAGACUUCGUUUUCGCCCUAAUUUGCUCACUUGCAACACUCUCAUUAAUUCUCUUGUUAAGUCAAAUUCUUCUCACACUCUUAUUUUGUCUAGACAAGUUUUUAAGGAUGCAGUUAAACUUGGCGUUGAACCUAACACAAACACGUUCAAUAUUUUGAUUCAUGGUUAUUGUUCUGAUAAUAAUUUCAAUGAAGCUUUUAAGUUGAUUAAUCAAAUGGGUGAGUUUGGUUGUUCACCUGAUAAUGUUACUUACAAUACUGUUUUGAAUGCUUUUUGUAAGAGAAGUCAGUUGAGUAAAGUUAGGGAAUUGUUGCAUCAAAUGAAGAGUAGUGGUCUUGUUCCUAAUAGGAAUACUUAUAAUAUUUUGGUUCAUGGGUAUUGUAAGUUGAAAUGGUUGAAGGAAGCUGCUGAGGUUAUUGAAUUGAUGACUGGGAAUGGUAUGUUGCCUGAUGUUUGGACUUAUAAUUCUAUGGUGAGGGGUUUGUGUGAUGAGGGUAAGAUUGAUGAAGCUUUUAGGCUUAGAGAUGAGAUGGAGAAUUUGAAAUUGAUUCCUGAUAUUGUUACUUAUAAUACUUUGAUUGAUGGGUGUUUUGAGCAUCGGGGUAGUGCUGCGGCGUUUAUGUUGUUAGAGGAAAUGAAGUCAAGGGGAGUUAAGGAGAAUGCUGUGACUCACAAUAUAAAGGUUAAGUGGUUCUGUAAGGAAGGUAAGGUUGAUGAGGCGAGUAAUGUGAUGGUGAAGAUGGCGGAAAGUGGGUUUUCUCCGGAUUGUUUUACUUUUAACACGAUGAUUAACUGUUAUUGUAAAGCUGGAAAUCUGGGAGAGGCAUUUAAGAUGAUGGAUGAAAUGGGAAGGAAGGGGUUGAAAAUGGAUACUUUUACUCUUAACACUAUAUUGCACACUUUGUGCUUGGAGAAGAAGCUAGAGGAUGCAUACGACUUGAUUGUAAAGGCCAGGAAGCGAGGUUAUAUUCUUGACGAGGUAACAUAUGGAACUCUAAUCAUGGGGUACUUCAAGGAUGAACAAGCAGACAGGGCUUUGAAGCUUUGGGAUGAGAUGAAGGAGAAAGGGAUUGUUCCUGGUGUUGUCACUUAUAACACUAUAAUCAGAGGGUUGUGUCUAUCGGGAAAAACUGAUAAAGGUGUAGAUAAAUUGAAUGAGCUUUUAGAGAAGGGUUUGGUCCCCGAUGAAGCCACUAGUAACAUAAUUAUUCAUGGUUAUUGCUGGGAGGGAGCGGUAGAGAAAGCAUUUCAGUUCCAUAACAAAAUGAUAGGAAACUCGUUCAAACCAGAUAUUUUCACAUGUAAUAUUCUUCUCCGAGGACUCUGCAGUGAGGGUAUGUUGGAGAAAGGUAUUACCCUUUUUAACACAUGGAUCACUAAAGGGAGGCCCAUUGACACAGUUACAUACAAUACAUUAAUAUCCUCUUUUUGCAAAGAAGGGAGGCUUGAGGAUGCAUUUGACCUUAUGUCUGAAAUGGAGGGGAGGAAGUUGGAACCUGACCAGUAUACAUAUAAUGCAAUUGUGAAUGCACUUACUAAUGCUGGAAAAACCGAUGAAGCAGAGAAAUUUUUGUCAAAACUUGCAGAGAAAGGGCAAGAGUUGAAAACUCAGGACACUUCCCCAGAGCCUGGUUCAAGUGAUAUGAUGUAUUCAGAUCAAGUAAGUAGUUUGUGUACUCAGGGGAAGUACAAGGACGCAAUGAAAUUAUUUCAACAGGCAGAGCAAAACGGAGUUAGUUUAAACAAAUAUACAUAUAUCAAGCUUAUGGAUGGGCUUUUGAAGAGGCGUAAAAGCAUAUCAAAGGCUGCCUGAUAAAAAUGACAAUUUAUUGUCUUGUAUGAUGAACAACACUUGAAGCCCAACUGCUCACUCCCUCACUGGUUUACUAUUCUUGUCUCCUACUCCAAGCGUCCAAAGAACUCUUAACCCUUAAUCUUUUGCUUGUGGAUCGCAUUUCUUCUCAAAUUGUGAAAGUCAGGUUCUCAAAUCAACUCUCCUAGAUUGCUCAAGCCUCAUGGAGCGUACCCUUCAUUCAUGCAUUUGUUACCUCAAGUUGCUUACACUGUUAAGCUUAGAUCCCUUUGAAUCAAAAUUUUGGGAUUCUCUUUUAAGAAUUGCAUUCAUUCCUGGCCGAUAUCCUAAAACCAGCAAAUAUUUUAUUUGCUCAUUGCGCACUUCUGAUGAUCCCCCAUUUGCUUAUCUAAAAGUACAUAAUGGUCCAGCAGAAGUUCAAGCUAUUGAUGAUCAUUCUUGAACUGCAAUGUUAGCACAGUUCGGUAAUCUUAAUGGAAGGUAAAAGCUAACUUUGGUUCUACAAAUGGAACCGCCACCUGGACUGCUACAAAGCUGAUCAUGUGAAGGAGGUGUUAUAAUUUUUAUGAAGAAAUCUCCAACAUUCAAUCAAAAAAAGAAAGAGCUCUAACCUAGCUAUGGUGAAAGCAACUCGCAUUCUGGUGGCGGCAGCGGCGCCUAGUAGUCUGCUGGCUGAGGCUACACACAGAAGGGAGGCUAAGCCUUUUUGGGAAGGGAGGUAGCAGAAAAAGCAGCGGGUGAGGCUGAGGACAAUACCUGAAAGAACACUUUCGUACAAAUAUCGGUCCCACAACUACACCACUUAUUGCUACCACCGUCUUGCUCAAUUCCUAAGAAUGAUUAAAGAGAAUAUCGCUUUAGCUUUAUUAGAUACAGAAGAAAAACGCAAUGAAAUCAUGUGUUUGGUGCGUGAUUUGGAGCUCAUGAUCUUCAGGAGAAGAUGGUUCACUUACAUCAGAGGUGCGCUUGCAACAGCUGAAUUCCAUCGUCAACAAAAGGAAUAUUGUCAGAAACAGAUGGAAGACGCUGCGAAUACAGUAUUGCUCAUCAUGUCUGCCAGAUCAGCUUUACCAGCGUACUAUGAUUUCUUUGAUCUCUAUCCCUAUUCUCGAUUAGGAGCUGGAAGACCAAAGGUAUUUUAGUACUAUCUACUCUUGAGGUGUGACCUAGAUAGCAUUAUGUUAGAGAUGUUAAGUUAAUUUUAGCACUUCUUCUGUUUGACGGUUUUAAGUUGAUUUUAGUUUUAGCAUUAUGUUAGAGAUGUUAAGUUAACUCCUAGUGUAAUCUAUUAUCUAUAUAUUGAUAGGAUUGUAUUUUGUGAUUAAUUUUAAUUUGAUGCUGAUGUUAUGGGUACUGAAAGCGAAUGAGUGCUGUUUGAUCUGUAUUUUGUUAUUGAUACCUGCAUUUGAUAGAUGUUUUGCAGACUUUUUACAA
Messenger RNA from Cicer arietinum (chickpea), 3802 nucleotides. RefSeq lists its product as uncharacterized. Gene Ontology annotation, molecular function: mRNA binding; protein binding. The record is from RefSeq and is a predicted model, not a curated record. Lineage: Eukaryota; Viridiplantae; Streptophyta; Magnoliopsida; Fabales; Fabaceae.